This is a messenger RNA of Polychytrium aggregatum, 341 nucleotides long. RefSeq lists its product as uncharacterized. The record is from RefSeq and is a predicted model, not a curated record. The transcript has a single exon. Bases 7 to 273 code for a protein of 88 amino acids. Lineage: Eukaryota; Fungi; Chytridiomycota; Chytridiomycetes; Polychytriales.
UCGCGAAUGACUUCCUUGAAUUGCUUUGUAAUGUUAUGUACAUGUUAUCACGCCGAAGUAAUCUCAACCUGGCUCAAGCAAUCUCGCUCUAGCCGGGUACUUACAGAGUGGUUUUCGUUCAUUAUUUCGUUGAUAAUAUUCCACACCGGGAUAUGGAGCAUGUCGAACAUGGGGCUCGACGUUGCUGAAUCCGCCGCGAUCGCGCUAUCGGCUGGUGGCAAGCUACUGGAUUUGAUUUGCUGCAGGUACUGCUCGGAAAUGUCAUUCAUCUGAGAGAAAUGUCAACCAGCAAUAAGGAGCAUGCUUGAGUGCGCGUCAGAGAUACCGACAGAUGACCACAU